Durusdinium trenchii is the source of this 924-nucleotide messenger RNA. Lineage: Eukaryota; Dinophyceae; Suessiales; Symbiodiniaceae. The record is from the annotation of a GenBank genome assembly.
GUAGAUUUGAAGUGCGCGAAGAGCAUGCUUGCGGUCGUCCACGAGUUCAAGAAGAUCCUCCGCAAGAGGUCGCAGGGCAUGACAGGGCCAAGGCCAUGGGUCGUUCAGUUUCCAUUGGACCCCAAGGAGCUGAACGUGUAUGAGACGGCGUUUGAGGGUGACCCGCCUGUCCGGCUUGACGAAACGAAGUUGUUGCAAGUUCAUCAACAAAUGGUUUGUCGGAAGAGCCACGGCUUGUACAAAGCCGAGUUGCAGAAAGAUGGUGAACCGCUUGACCAACAAUUGGUCCCGGCAAAAGCAGCCGCCAAGCAGGCUCAGCAGUCCAUGCCACCAAUGAUGCAGCAGAUGCUGCAGUUUGCCAGCAUGAUGCAGCAAAUGGGUUUCUUCCAAGGGGGUGGCUCUGGAGGGACUUCAUCGUCAUCAGCUCAUGUGGAAUCGCCGCCUGAAACAAAGACUCCAGCCUUGUCACCGCCAUCCAAUAUGUCACCACCAUCCAGCUCUCAAAAGGCCGCUGCAAAAGAGUUAUGUGAGGAGAAGACCUCCCCACUGCUUCCAAAGCAGCUUGAGAAUGCUAGUGCUUCCACUCCAAAUGGUUCCCCAUUGGUGAAACCUCCGAUUCAUGACAUGACCCCAGAAGAACAGGCGGCGUUGCUAGAGGAAGCUCAAGAGGAGCGUGCGCUGAAGCGUCCGGCUACGAAGAAGGCAAAAGCUGAGCCAAAAAAAAAGCCAAAGACUGAGCCAAAACCAAAGGAAAAGAGCGCUGCAAAGAAUCCAGUUUCAGUGGAGAAGUGCGAAGGACAACCGUGGGAAAUACACACGGUGACCCGCCCUACUGGCCAGAAAGACAAACACUACGUUCACCUGAAAUCAGGUGAGCGUUUUCGCAUGAAGUGUGAGGCCAUUGCACGUGGCUUCAAGGAGUGA